Ruditapes philippinarum (Manila clam) is the source of this 6936-nucleotide messenger RNA. RefSeq lists its product as uncharacterized. The record is from RefSeq and is a predicted model, not a curated record. NCBI's taxonomy places the organism in Eukaryota, Metazoa, Mollusca, Bivalvia, Venerida, Veneridae. The transcript has 8 exons. Bases 192 to 1286 code for a protein of 364 amino acids.
AUUUGUAAAUGCAAUUUAUUUUCAAUUCAUAACUUAUAUUCAAAAUUGUGGAAUGCAUUGAUUAAAUUAACUUCUAUCUGGGAAAAAUGUUAAUAUUCUAAAAAAGAAUUGUAAAUUGAACGAUUUAAAAAAGAUAACGAGAUAUUAUCGCUGAGACAUUGAAACAUCUUAAGAGCAUUUGAGUCAGUAAAAUGUCGCAUUCUAAAUCAGCUCGGUCACAUGGUGAUGAACAAACUAGCUUAUCAUGCUGGGACAAAAUCAAAGCCUGUUUUUGCUGCCGCAAUAUAUCCUGUUUUUGCGGCCACAAAAUCAGUCCGCUCAAAAAUAAGGAAAUUUUCAUACACGGACAUGCUAUUGGUGGGAUAUUGGAGACAGAUACUCGACUUGACGAAAGCGGUUUAAGAGUCUACCGACACAUACUUAAGAUGCCUGACAACGGACCAGAAAAUGUGGCGAGAAAAAUGAAUUUGAAAGACGGAGAUGAAUUGCUGGAGCUGAAUAAAGAUUUGCUUCCGCUUCUUACUCCAGAACAGGUCCUCAAAGGGUUCCAGAAUAUAAAAACAGACGGACGGACAAACACAGUAUUGACUGUAGGGAGGAAAGAAGACACUUAUUUUGUUUCUGAUAAUCAGGCAGAAAUGCGCAAUGCAUCUAACACCCGGACGAACAUGUCUACGAGAACGAACAUUCCGGAAGUUUCAUAUUCAAGGACUGAAAUGACAAAUGCUUCUAACAGCAUAAGUAAAAUUACACCUGUUAGUGAUCAGGUGCAUGCGGUUAAGAGGUUAUGUUGCAAGUUCGAAUGCAAAGGAGGAAAGUGUAUUCCAAUUGACCGAAGAGAACCUGAAAAUGACGACGGUUUUUCACGAGAAAUAGAAAGUGUGCAUAAGUAUCAGCUUGUUCCUCAACCUAGUCAUUUCAUAAUGAUUGAAGGUCAAACAGUCAAAGCGGGUACAAGAGACGACGACAUCUUAAAGACAUUGAAAUACCAUCUUGACGGUACAAAUUAUUAUAAACAGAAUGGAUAUGUUCAUUUUGAUGGCGUUACCCUUUCAAAUAUAGAUAAGACACAGUACAUCUGUCUAAAUGUUGAAGAAAACAGGAUCGAAAUGUCGGGUGAGCCAGAAUGGUUCAAGAUCAGCAUGAACGAUUCACAAGUCCACUUUUCAUUAUCAAAAUUGCAAGGAAGAAAAAGCACGUACAUGUAUAUUGGUUACCACGAGGAAGAACAAAUGUUGAUGCCGCUUGACCAGCCCUGUAAAUUUGAGGAAGUAACGGUGUCUUAAUAACGUACAAGUUCGACCAGCUUCGCCAUUUUCCGUGAAAAUCGUUUAGAUGGCGGAAUUUAACUCACUACAGUAUUAAAGUAGUACUACAGAGAUCACAAAGUAGAAAAAUAUCGCCUUUUUUUAUUUUUUUUAUUCAUUCAUGAUCGUAUAUAAAUCAGUGUGAGAAGACGAAUUUAUUGUGCAUUUCGGCGUGUAAACAGGCGAGAUUUUAGCAUUUAAUCAUACAAGCGCCCUAUCCGGUAUAUAAAUGUAUACAGUAUUAGUGGUGUUCCAACAAUUUUUUUUCGUCUCAUUCCAAAAUUUCUGGUUGCUCCGUGUCAAAUAGACGUUCGCUUACUUAGUUUUUGGAAGACAAUAUAUGAUAUUUUUAUAAGUGAAUGUAAGUGAGACAACUAUAUUCAGCAAUAAAGUCGUAGACUUGUAAGAAGAAAAUUCCACGUUUUGAAUUAUUCUCACGCUGAUAAAAUGACACCAAAGAAUUUAGAUUUUCUUAAUUACAUAAUAUCAAUGACUCCUUUUGAAAAGUCUGUAAUUAUUAUAAAAUAACUGCUUAAUAGUUAAGUUAUUGUAUAUAUUUAUAUGAAAAUCUUUUAUUCUGUAUCUUACUUAGAAAAAAAAAAUAUGAGUAAAUUAGUAAAGCAGUAUGCCUCCAGAUGAACAUUUUUUUUUUUUUUGAAGAAAGUCAAUCUCGAGAAAAAUGAACUAAGAUUUUAAAGAAAGUAAAAAGAUUCAAGAUUCAAUCUCGAGAAAAAUGAACUAAGAUUUUAAAGAAAGUAAAAAGAUUCAAGAUUCAAGUAUAUCAAUAUAUGUGAAUAUUGACGGCAGUAUUUAUCACCAUAUUUCUACUGCAUGACUAACGCAGUAAGAGCUAUUUUUGCAUAUUUUGACCUCUUUUCUGGUAGUUUACGUGGAUUUUAAGUGCUGUCUUGCAAUGUGUAAAUCACUUUCCUAGUUCACUUCGUUUAAAUACAUUUUCAAAUUUUUAUGAAAAUUAUCAUGAUUAUAGAUACAGCUUUGAUUAAAGUGUGGUAAAUAAAACACACAGGCUUGUUAUAAUAUACUUGAUAUGUCAACCAUAUCUAACUCUCAUUUCUGUAAUGAUAAAAUAUAUAUUUUGAAUGUUGGAUUAUGACUCUAUUGUAAAUACUUUAUAUCAUUAUCAUUUUAUUUUAUUGGUUGUCUAAUAUGGAUUUUCUGCUUUCAUUUGACAAAGAACUGGUGACGUCAUUGCGCGUUAUUCAUCUGUUUCCGCUUUUGUAUUUUAGUCUAUUUUUUUUAACCGAUCCAAAAUGUCUAUGGUCACUUUUAUAUAAUUACCAAUUACAUUAAUCUCUUUAAGGUUUACAGUAGAAACUUGAUGCACAUCACCCGCAAUACAUUUUUAUAUUUCUAAUGAAGGAUUACGUUUACAGUACUUGUAGAAAAGGUGUUUUUUAUAGAAAAAUAGUCUGAAAUUGAAGGGACUUAAUUAACUGAGGUCUUUUGACAUGACGGAACUAGAAUUGUUUUUUCACAAAUUUGUACCAUUUGAUGUAUAUAGUUAUCUGAACUAAUUACCUGUGUGCAAAAAUUUCAGGUCAUUCAUUCAAUUUGUUUUGCCAGAUUAACCGUUUUAAAUGUAAAAAAAUGAGCCAAACCAGGCUAAUAACCACAGUAUAUAAACAAAAUUACUGUACCCUGUCUUGAGAGCCUAUAUUAUUCAAUGUGUAUACGUAACUUGUCUUGCGAGUACAAGCACAUGUUACUUCCGGUUACUGUACCUUACUUGGGAGCUUGUACCUUACUUGCGAUAACAGGAUGUAGACUUGUUUAUAUACAGUGAGAACAGCACAAAAUCGUGUUACAGUUUAAUUUUAAGCAUAUUUCUUUAUUAUAUUUAGUAUAUUUUUUCCGUUUUAAAUCUCCCAGUGUAUCUAUUUAAGAAUAAAAAGUCUCAGAGGCACUAUACACAGAGUGGCUAUAACAACUUCAAACACAGAGUGGCUAUGACAAUAUCAAAACAUUUUCUUUUUUGUUAAAAUAAAUAGAAAAGUUAAACAUGUCAGGAAUUAUAAAAAAAAAUGUGACAUUUUGAAUUAAGGUAAAUGUAUAUAUGGCCUUGAAAUUUACUUUUUUUUGUUGUUGGUUUAUUAUUAUUAUUAUUAUUAUUAUUAUUAAUUUUGUUGUUGUUUUGUUGUUGUUUUGUUAUUGUGUUAUAUCAAAAACACUGGACAAGUUCAACUUCCGCUGCAAUCAACUCAUUAUUAAUAGAGUUAUGUCUCUUUAAAAAGAAAUUUAAGGAAAUUUUAAGUGAAAUUUUUGGUUUCAGCAAAAUAACUUUUGAAGGAUUUCAAUGAUUAUGUUUAUAUUUUGCAGGCAAAUAUGCUAGUAUAUGAUGGUUAUUUUCACUGCAAUCAACUCGUUAUUGCAAGAGUUGUGCCCCAUUUCAACAAAAUUUCUGUGAAAUUAUUGGUUCCAACAGAGUUACUUUAAAAAGAUUUCAUUCUUGUUUUGUUUAGAUGUUUAGUUUAUUUUUCUUUGACUUAAAGCGUUUACAAGUUUAAGUAAAUUUGUAUAUAAUGUACCGGUAGUAUGUAAUUUUAAACGUUUAUUGUGUGCAUUAUUGUAUAUUUAGUUUACAUUGUGUGAAAUUAAAAAAAAAUAUGAAAGUUUAACAUAAAUAUGUGUUUGUGUUUUAGCCCACUUGAGCAUAAAGUGUAUAUGCACAGGCGAGCUUUAGUAUGAUGGCUGAUUUUGACUUUUGUGCGUCGUGUUGUCGCUAGCGACAGCAUGACAAAGCGCCAAACGGCGCGUUGUCGGCCUUUCGUUUUGUUCUGUUGCUAACACCAAACGGUGCGUUGUCGUGCGGCGUGUUGUUGCGAUGUCACAUUGUCGCUCUGAUCAAAUUGAAGGAUUGGCUUAUCAGCCAACCGACAGGGCAACAUCGCGACAACGCGCCGUGCUUCGCUAGCGACAGGACGACAAGACCACAGUGCGACAAAGCGCUGUAUGAGCACAUUUGUCUCGGAGCACAUUUGUCUUACGUAAGACCGAUGCGGUCGCAUUUGUCCCACAUGAGACAAAUGGGACCUCAAAUGUCUACCCAAAAAAACUCAUUUGUGUGACUAAUGUGCUCCGAUCAAGUUUUUUAAGGGACAAGACAGCACAUUUGUCUCAUGUGUUUUUAAGGGACAAGAAAGCACAUUUGUCUCAUGUCAUUUUUUAUGAAUUCAUUUGUCACAUAUUUCCCCACGGCAGAAAUUCUUUUUAUGCCACCGCAGCAUCUGCGAUGCGGUGGCAUAUAGCGAUUCACCUGUGUUUAUGUAUGUGUGUGUGUUUGUUUGUUUGUUUGUGUGUGUGUGUUUUAUAUAGAUUAUAUAGUGAACUUAAAAAACCUUCUUGUGAAAAACCACUAGUCCAAUUUCAACCAAACUUGGCAGGAUUGAUCCUUGGGUGAAGGGCUUUCAAAGUUGUUCAAAGAAUUUCAUUCCAUGCAGAAAUCUGGUUGCCAUGGCAACCAAAAGGAAUUGAAAGAAUAAAUUUAAAAAAAAUCUUCUUGUAAAGAUCCAAAAGGCCUAGAGCUUAGAUAUUUUGCAUAAGGCAUUGUCUGGUAGACUUGUACCAACUUUGUUCAAAUUAUAGCCCUGGGGUCAAAAUCGGCCCCGCCCCGGGGGUCAUUGAUUUUCACUAUAUAUACAUAUAGUAAAAACAUAAAAUACCUUCCUGUAAAGACCAUUAAGGCCUAGAGCUUAGAUAUUUUGCAUAAGGCAUUGUCUGGUAGAAAUCUACCUAGAUUGUUCAAAUUAUAGCCCUGGGGUCAAAAUCGGCCCUGUCCCGGGGGUCAUUGAUUUUCACUAUAUGUACAUAUAGUAAAAACUUAAAAUCCUUCUUGUAAAGACCAAAACGGCCUAGAGCUUAGAUAUUUUGCAUAAGGCAAUGUCUGGUAGACUUCUACCCAAAUUGUUCAAAUAAUACCCCUGGGGUCAAAAUCGGCCCCGCCCCGGGGGUCAUUGGUUUUCCUUAUAUGUAUAUAGUAAAAACUUUAAAAAAAAAUUCUUCUAGCAAUUGACAAAUGCUAGAGGUUAGAUAUUUUGCAUGAAACAUUGUGAAGUGAACUUCUAGCAAGAUUGUUCAAAUUAUAGCCCUGGGGUGAAAAUUGCCCACGCCCCGGGGGUCAUUAAUUUUCAAUUAUUUUAUAUACAUAUAGUAAAAAAUCAAAAAAAUCUUAUUGUCUGAAGGUACAAGGCCUAGAGCUUUAAUAUUUGUUAAAUGAUAUCAUCUAUAGGUACUCUACCAAAGUUGUUCAAAUUUUGCCUCUAGUGUCAAAAUUAGCCCUGCCCCGGGGGCCAUAGGUUUUCCUUAUAUGUAUUUUGUAAAAACUUAAAAAAAUCAUCUUCUCUAAAUUUACAAAGGCUAGAGUUAAGAUAUUUUUCAUGAAAUAUUAUUUAGUGAACCUCUAGCAAGAUUAUAGCCCUGGGGUCAAAAUUGGCCUGGCCCCACCCCCAGGGGUCAUUGAUUUUCACUGUGUACAUAUAGUAAAAAAAUAAAAAAUCUUCUUGUCUGAAGGUACAAGGCUUAAGGCUUUGAUAUUUGGUAUAUAAUAUCAUCUAUAGGUCCUCUACUAAAGUUGUUUUAAUUAUGCCCCUAGUGUUAAAAUUGCCCUGCCCCAGAGGCGAUAGUUUUUCUUAUAUGUAUAAAGUAAAAACUUGAAAAAUCUUCUUCUCUGAAUUGAAAAAUCUUCUUCUCUGAAUUGACAAAGGCUAAGGGUUAAAUAUAUGGCAUGAGACUUUGUGAAGUGAACCUUUACAAAGAUUGUUCAAAUUAUAGCCCUGGGGUCAAAAUUGAUCCCGCCCCAGGGGUCAUUAUUUUCAUUAUGUACAUAUAGUAAAAAAAUAAAAAAAUAUUUUUGUCUGAAGGUACAAGGCAUAGAGCUUUGAUGUUAGCUAUAUAAUAUCAUCUAUAGGUGCUCUACCAAAGUUGUUCAAAUUUUUCCCCUGGUGUCAAAAUUGGCCCCCAGGGCAGUGAUUCUCAUUAUGUACACAUAGUAAAAACAGAAAAUAAAACAAAUGUUUUCUGAAUGGGAGAAAGCUACAACUUAGAUAUUUGACUUGAAAUGUUGUUUGGUGGACUGUAUCAAGAUUGUUUUGAAUUAAAUCCUUGGGUCCAAAAUUUUGCCUUGCCCAAAGGAGACAAUUUUGACCAUGUGCACAGUUUUAGUUGUAAAAUUGAACUUUGAUAUCAGGUGACCUAGAUUUUGAUGAUGUGACCUACUUUCUUGUCCUUUGAUGUACAGCUAUGAAAUUUGAACCAUGUGCACAGAUUAGGAUGUAAAGUAAACUUUGAUUUUAGCUGACCUAGAUUUUUACAAAGUGUCUUACUGUGUUGCAUUUGAUGUAGUCAUGAAAUUUAGGCUGUGUGAAAUAUGACCUUCACCACCUAAUUCACUAGACUCGAGUGCAUUGAUAUAUUCCUACUCUGAUCUUUUAUUGAGUUAACAACAGAUUUAACCACUAAUCUGAUAUUAAGAAUUAGAUAGGUCAGGGAUCUAUGCAUUAUGACAAUCUUCAAAAUUGUAUAGAAACAAAAAAAAUAUGUUCCUACACUACUAUUUAGUGUUGUAUUAAUGCGGUGGCAUAGCAUUUUUCUCAAAUGCAAUCUUGUUUUAAAU